Molecule: messenger RNA, 972 nt
Organism: Aspergillus sclerotioniger CBS 115572
Lineage: Eukaryota; Fungi; Ascomycota; Eurotiomycetes; Eurotiales; Aspergillaceae
Product: shikimate dehydrogenase family protein
Exons: 1
Coding region: 1-900 (299 amino acids)
Biological process (GO): shikimate metabolic process; chorismate biosynthetic process
Molecular function (GO): shikimate 3-dehydrogenase (NADP+) activity
Source: RefSeq, a predicted model, not a curated record
AUGUCGGUCCAGAAUCAAGAUCAACGGAGAUUCGCCUACCUCGUUGGGGUGGGCGUCACCCAUUCCAUCGCUCCCCCGAUGCACAACUAUUCCUUCAAGUCCCUGGGCUAUGACUGGGAGUUCAUUUCCCAAGAAUGUCCCACUGUCGAAGAUGCAAUGGCUCUCUUCCAUCAGCCCACCUUUGCUGGUGGUGUAGUGACCAUGCCCUACAAACGCACCAUCAUGGAUCAUCUCGACGGCCUGGAUGAAUAUGCUACACGGUUGCAGGCAUGCAACAACGUCUAUCGAGCCGCGGAUGGGUCACUAAGAGGAACCAACACCGACUGGAGGGGAAUCCAAGGCUGUCUGCUCGGGGCCAGGGAAGAAGGAAGAAACCGACCGGCGGUGAUUGUUGGGGCUGGGGGUGCCUGUCGCGCGGCCGUGUUCACGCUGCAUGUCCAGCUGGGAUGCAAUCCCAUUUAUAUCAUCAAUCGGGAUCGAAGUGAGGUGACUGCUCUGCUGGAAGACACCAAGAAGGAAUACGACACUCUCGAAAUGAUCCACGUGGAGCGUGCGGAGCAAGUGGCUGACUUGCCUUUUUACAUUGUCGGAACCGUGCCCGAUGCUGAGCCCAGCACUGCAGAAGAAAAGGAGGUACAUCGGAUAGUCGAUGCCAUUCUAUCCAGCCCGAAGAAAGGUGUUUUCCUGGACAUGUGCUUCAAGCCGAGAAAAACCCGAUUCCUCAAGGCAGCUCAAAAGCACGGUUGGGCCACGGUGGAGGGAACCGAGGUGAUUGGUCAUCAGAUGCUGGAGCAGUAUCGACUCUGGUGCGGGGAUGAUGCCAGUCAGCGAGUCCCUGUGGCAGGGGCCUGGUCGGUGCUGCGCCAGGCUGCAGAGGAGAGUUCGGCGAUCAACUUCUGAGGGGCGGAUGAGGGCUUUGCCGAUGACCUCACAGUGGGCCCUGACGUAGACGUACCCUUAUCUAUAAGAAUC